Colletotrichum phormii is the source of this 888-nucleotide messenger RNA. RefSeq lists its product as uncharacterized. The coding region runs from base 1 to 888 and encodes 295 amino acids. The record is from RefSeq and is a predicted model, not a curated record. The transcript is spliced from 3 exons. Lineage: Eukaryota; Fungi; Ascomycota; Sordariomycetes; Glomerellales; Glomerellaceae.
AUGAAGCCGAAGCGUAUUCUGAUCGGUAUGAUUGGUGAUGGCUUCCUGGCACUUGCGGUACGGUUCGGAGUGAUGGAGUAUGUCAAGGAGAAGACAACUGUUGGAUGCCUCGAACGUCGUCGCAUUGCGCAAGAUUUCAUCGCGGAAUCCAGGACGACCAUGAUAUCUCGACUCAAGAACGCAUUCCACAGAAGGAUCGGGUCCUCCAAUCCACCAGUCAAACGCCCUCAUUUGUACUGGCCACUCCUUAUGGAUGCGCUAUUCGCAGCUCCGGUCCGUGCAAUCAAGGUGGAAAUGGUCAGCCUUUGUCUAGAAAAGGGUGCCGAUCCCAACUUCCCGGUCGAUGACUACUGCCCAACCAUCUGGUCAGCUUGGUUUCUUCGCUUGCUCGUGCUCAGCCGUAGGGGAAGUCUCAGUAAACAGACAUAUAUCGAAGAAUUAAGGCCAUACUGGCCUGUGACGGAAAAGCUCAUACGUCACGGAGCGGAUAUGUCACUGCGUUCCUUGGAGAAGAGUACUGGAACUUUCGCGGGAUCUUCAGCAAAAACCUUGUACAGAAUUCUGUCUGUCCCAGAGCGGUUCGACGCCCCGGCUACGCAGGACGAGGCGCUGACGGGGACGGAAAUUAUGCCCAAAGCUUGCGGACGUGAAAACUGCGCUCAAUAUUUUCGAAGGGGAGAUGAUGAGGAUUUGAGGUGGACGUCUCAAAUUCUCCCAGCAAGAAAUGGCAUCCCUAGUCACGAAUCCCUGGUAAAACACAAAUGUGAGAAGGGGCGCCCCCGACGUUACGCCAUAGAUCAAGUCUCAGUGUCCAUUUCCAUUGCUCACAUCUCCCUAGCCGCACUGGCCCGUUUGUUUUCUUCCCAGAUAUUCCCAGCGAGGAUUUAA